GUUAAGACCACUGAUAAUCUGGUGCAGUCCUGUGCACAACGUACAGUGACCCCACCAAGGAACUUUUGCUAGGGACUUUGGAGGAGAGGCUGCACUGGAUUGGCAAUGAGCAAAGGUUGAUCCCACGACUUACGAUGGCCCUAACAUACGAUUAUUUCAACAUACGAUGGCUUCUCAGAGCAACGAUCCAGGGCAGCGGUGGCGGUCCGGAGCGGCGGGGACACAUUCUGGAAGGAAUGCUGACUGAACACAUCCAAGCAGAGACAGGCUUAGUCCUGACCACAGGGGUGCAGAAACACUUGGGAGGCUUCCUAAGCAGCUUGUCUAUUUCCUGAUGAACAACUACAGUGUACCACCAUCCUGCCUCUCCUUAUCACCACCAGCAGCAGCACAAUUACCAUACUUGUUGGACACCAUACAGCUGUGCAUUCUGGGGAUUCUCACUAUUCUUUCCAUCCUCUCAGUCAUUAUUUAUCUGGAAGAUGUUGUUUAUAUUCUAAAGAAAGUGAAAUGUCAAGUGAAAAAAAGAACAUCUCUAUGGAGCAGUGCUGCCCCAACCGUCGUCUCAAUAUUUACCAUCUUGGGUCUUUGGAUUCCACGUUCUGCCAUGUUUGUAGAAAUUGGCAUUGGCACGUAUUUUGCAUUAUGCUUCUACCUUAUCUUGAUGGUUAUAAUAGAAGGUUAUGGGGGAAAAGAUGCACUUGUCAAGAAAUUCGAAUUCUCAGAUGUUCACAUCAACACUGGACCAUGCUGCUGCUGCUGCGUAUGCCUCCCACGCAUCAAAAUGACCAAGAGGAAAGUGAACUUUUUUAUCCUGAGUGUCUUCCAGAUGGCAUUCUUGAAACCUCUCUUUAAUAUUAUUGGCUUGUUUCUCUGGGCUGAUGGAAUUUACAAUGCGGAAGAUCUUUCAGGGGCCAGUGUUGCACUAUGGAUGAAUGUGGCUAUUGGCUUUUGUACUAUUAUAGCCCUAUGGCCAAUUGGGAUACUUUUCCGUGAGGCUAAAGUACACUUGGCUGAAUACAACAUGGGAACUAAAUUUGCAGUUUUUCAGCUGCUGCUUAUCCUGACUACAUUACAGGCCUCUAUCUUUAGUAUCCUGGGAAACACUGGAGUUCUUCCUUGUGUGCCUCCUUACGCAUUUAAAGCUAGGUCUCACUUGAUGCACUACCAUCUACUAAUCAUAGAGACAUUUUUAUUGACAAUAUUGGCUAGAAAUGCCUAUAGGAAGAAGGAUGAAGAAACAGGGUUUACGAUAAAAACACAAGCUGUGUGAUUAAGAAAUAUUGUUAGUGUUUUAAUCCACUAUAGUCUGUGAGUUUAUUCAUACCUGUAUAUCAUCAUCAUGCCAUAUCAAAGACUUUAUGAACAUUAACUGUAUCCUCUUACAUUUAGUGUUGAAUAACUUAAAGGGUUACACCAGGGAAGUUAAGAAAAAUAAAAUGCCCCAAAGCCACCGCAAUACCUGUUUUGUGUCCCCUGUUGUUAUCCAUGUGGUUUUGGCAGCUCCUUUGGCCCAUUAUCUCCUAAAUAUUAUUUUUCCUUGCUUGCAGCCCAGACUACAACUCCCAGAAGUUAGUGCAGCUCCGUGUAAUGGCUGCCUGCCAAUUGCUUUCACUAUCUGUGCCCAUGUUCACACUGCACACUGUACAGGUCUUUUCUUUCAUAAUAUCCUUCCUCCAGCAAUAAAUUAUGUUGUGCUCUGAAUGGCAGCAGUCAGUGAUUAGAUCUUCACAGGAAAAGAGCAGCACAAUCUUCACUGGGCUUCUCUGCGGGUGUAGUGAAAACUUCACACAGGAAGGGGAGGUGUGCCUGUGAAGCCAGAUCCCUAGACCAGACAGAAAUCAUCAUGUGGUGUUGUCUUGAAGGGUGGGGGUUAGGUCUCAGUGAGGGGUUUACACCAAGAAAAGGUAGAUUUGAGAAUUAUGUAUUUCUCUCACUCCCUGCAUGUUAGUGACAGCUGAAAGAGGGAAACUGCUCUAUAUAGCUAAUUAAUGAUAUUUAGACAAAUACAUAGGUUGGUGAGAGGGAAAGGAUGGGCUAUGGGUUUAGUUCCACAAAGUACCCCUUUAACAGCAAAUUUUUAUAGGAGUGUUUACAGUGUUAGGCCGGGUACACACAGCAUAACAUUUGCCCACGUAUUGAAUUUUACACACGCUUUUUGUUAGAAAUUGGGGGGAAAAUGGCUGCACGGUUUUCACAACUGCUUAUUUUCUGAUUAUGGCUGAAAAAGCACAUGUAAAGUUAAAAAUGUCACAAAAUUUUCUGCCAUGUGAACCCAGCUAAGAUUUACUCUGCAAAUACUAUGGCCCUCAUUUACUAUUGCAAACCCGACAUGUUUUGUCGGGCUGCGUGCCAGUUUCUGGCGCAUUGCGCCAGAAAUUCUGUCUGCGCCCGAAUUGGAAAAAAACGGACUAACUCUCCAUUUCACUAAGAAAACCUGAAAAAGGAGCAUGGCCGUCGGGGAAAGGGGGCGUGGUCACCAAAAAGGGCCGUGUUCCCGACAUUUUCACAAAACCCAACAUAUUUACUAAGGUUUCCACAGAAAAUGUGGUGGAUUUGAGCUGAGGAAAACCCGGUAGUUCAGAGCAUGUGUAAAAAAAAAAGCUAAAUGUAGGGAAAGGUAAAAAAUGUAGGGAAACCUUAGUAAAUACCGUGGAAAAAAAAUUGUAGGGUAUUAAAACCCACAAAGAAACCUACACUCCACUCUUAGUAAAUCAGGGCCUAUAUGUCCAAAGACACUACCAAGGCCAAAUAUAGAUAACCAAUAUAUAGCCAUCUUGGCUGUGCUGCUUUUAACAGCAUUUAGAGAUAUGCUUUUCAGAAACACUGUAUAGACUGGAGGAUGAUACUAUUGACCUGUGUUUUGUAACCUGCAUGUAACAAUAAGGAAAAGACUAUUGAAAAGUUUUAUCUGUAUCACUGGGGCCAGAGUGAAAACUGCAGGAGGAAAAAUAAGAAAAAAAAUCACCAGAAAUUCCUAAAAAAUAUGUUUAAAUGGGCACUGUCAUAUCCAA
Molecule: messenger RNA, 3014 nt
Organism: Hyla sarda
Lineage: Eukaryota; Metazoa; Chordata; Amphibia; Anura; Hylidae
Gene: SLC51A
Product: solute carrier family 51 subunit alpha
Exons: 11
Coding region: 335-1273 (312 amino acids)
Biological process (GO): bile acid and bile salt transport
Cellular component (GO): endoplasmic reticulum membrane; plasma membrane
Molecular function (GO): transporter activity
Source: RefSeq, a predicted model, not a curated record